Messenger RNA from Cephus cinctus (wheat stem sawfly), 2077 nucleotides. It is a transcript of the gene CAH7, whose product is annotated as putative carbonic anhydrase 3. The record is from RefSeq and is a predicted model, not a curated record. Bases 148 to 1047 code for a protein of 299 amino acids. Gene Ontology annotation, molecular function: carbonate dehydratase activity; zinc ion binding. The transcript is spliced from 6 exons. NCBI's taxonomy places the organism in Eukaryota, Metazoa, Arthropoda, Insecta, Hymenoptera, Cephidae. Gene Ontology annotation, cellular component: cytoplasm.
ACAAGUUCAAUUCAGCGGGAGGAUGGGAUCUUGUGUAAUCUCGGAGGGUUGGCGAGUAUAUUUAAGAGAGUCCAGUCGUCUACUUGUCGUUGUACCGGUCACAUCUCGUCGAUUAGCUAAUCGAUAGUGUUUCUUAAAUUGUGUACAAUGAGCAUUAUCAUAUUUUUACUGGUGACUGUACUCUCAGGUCAAUAUGUAGUACAAGCAUCCGAUUGGAGUUACUGGGGGGAGACCGGUCCGAAUUAUUGGCCAGGGGUGUGUAAAAAAGGAACCAACCAAUCUCCAAUCAACAUCGUAACGGAUGAUGCAGUCAAAACAGACUUAGCGCCCCUUAAAUUUAUUCGUUAUGACUUUGCCUUCUCUGCCAACAUCAUCAAUAACGGCCAUACCGUACAAAUUACCUUGAACGGAGUACCGAUUCAUUUAAAAGGAGGAGGAUUACCGUCCACGUACGUUUUGGAGCAGAUGCAUUUUCAUUGGGGAGCCGAACACACCAUAGAUGGCACGCGCGAUGCGCUGGAAUUACAUUUCGUACAUUACGAUAAACAGUAUGACAAUAUGACAGUGGCCUCGGAAUACGAGAACGGCAUAGCAGUCGUAGCUGUGUUGUUCGAGCUAAGCGAAGAAGACAACGAAAAUCUUGAAUCCAUUCUAAACGCCACUGAGUCAGUGUCAACAUGGGUAGGGGGCAGCACAGCCAAGAUUCCGACAAAGAUAAUUCCAUACCUACUUUUGCCAGCGGAUCACACAACUUUUUACAGAUACCAAGGAUCCUUAACGACCCCGGAAUGCAAGGAGGGUGUGAUUUGGACAGUCAUGACGGAGAAAUUGAAGAUUUCUCAGUCACAGUUGACGAGUUUCAUGAGAGUAGAAUCGAACUCUGGCUUAUUAUUUUACAACUACAGGCCGCUUCAAGAAUUAGGAUCUCGGACAGUCUAUCAUCAUUUGGAAGGUUAUUCAGCUGCAUCGUCAUCUGUACUGCGAUCUAGUCUUCUCUUCACGUUGCUUAACCUUCCUCUGAUUAGUCAUAGUUACAGUUCAUCGUAAGUAAUAUUACUUUAGACAUAGGAACUGUGAUCUAUAGGGAAUUUGAUUAAUCCAAAUUGAAUUUGAAUUUUUCCAAAGCUUCUAUACAGUAUUAUGUACCAGUGCCAUUUUCAAAUCAGUUCUAUCGAUAACGCGUGUACAUAGUUAUCGAAUAAAGAACUUAUUUGACUACUCGGCGGAGCGAUAACAAUCUAUCGUAAUAUCUGCCAACUAUUUACUAUUGCGUGGAUCGAAAUUAGCUAUCGGGUAAACGUAUCGUUAUUAUUAAUCAGAUGUUCCUUAUCUAUUUGAAGUUGCUUAAAUGAUUUGUUCGAUCUACUGAUUUUCUAUUUAAUCAUUUAACACGCGUUCCAAUUGGUAUUGAAAUUCCGCUCUGAAUCGUGAGCAUCUAGCAAUUAAUUGUCUGCAGUCGUUAGUCGUCUUAAUCAAAAUGAUUAAGGGAAUCUGUCGCGGAUCGGUAUCCGCACGUGGUCGAUUUCAACGCGAUUUAAUUUCUUUGAUAUUAUUUGUCAAGUGCGAAUUAAAUUACACACACUUUCGGUGCACAUAUAUAUUACAAUACAUAUAUCCUAAUACGAUAAUUACGUAAAUAGAUCGGAUAGUUUGCGACUAUUGUGGAAAAUUGACUAUGCCUGUUAUCGUGUAAUCUUAAGGUAUCAAAAAAAUUAAGAAGAACGACAACAUUUUCAUAACGCAUCGUCCACAAAGGUUAAUAUUGAUUCUUUGACGUGCCAAUAAAUUUGGGUUCGUAAAGCCAUAAAAAUAGUGCCAAGAUAAGGCUACUGGCAUGAUUUAUAGUGCUUAUAAAUAAAGUCUGACACGGAAUAGAUUCUGCGAAAGCGCUUUAAUUACAGAAUCUAAGAAUUAUAUAUGUUAAUUAAAAUAUAAAUAACGAUACGCCUAGAAGUACUGUUAAGUAUAAAAAUCGUAUGAUAUUCGUGUAACUCGAAUUUUGGCGUUUUUAUUAAAAAAAAAAAAACAAAGAAGCGAACUACAAUUUUUGUUAAGGCUUCUUCGUACGAUGGAACAA